AUGAGCCACUUCAUCAAGCUUACGAUGUCAGACAUGGCUAAGGACAGAACAGCUACUUUGUUGAAGAAAAGAGAGAGUCACCAUUUGGGAUUGAAGGAACCCCAAGGACGCACCAAAAACUCUGUGAGUGUGGUGUCUCAUUCGGAUGAACCUCACCAGCGCCGUGAUGUCUCUCAUCUUACAGUCCAGAUGGAAAACACCUACCAGUUGGGUCCUGCCAGACUUUUUCCGGCUGCAGUUGUUAACGAUCUUUUGAAAGACGUGUUAACCAGCUACCUAACAGAGAAGCACUAUGAACCAGAAUUCUGUAGACAGAUGACUAAAAUGAUUUCUGAGGUUAUUAAAGCCCGAGUCAAGGACUUGACCAUCCCACGGUAUAAGCUAAUUGUGAUUGUUCACGUUGGACAGCUGGAUAAUCAGAGCAUACUGAUUGGAAGCAGAUGCCUCUGGGAUUCUAAAAAUGAUACAUUUUCAUCUUAUGUUUUCAGAAAUUCUUCUCUCUUUGCUCUUGCAAGUGUCUAUGCCGUUUACUUUGAGUGAUUGAAAAUAAGAGCUCUCGUUCUUUUUUAAAGCAAGAAGUACAUUUUAUUUCUAGACACAGAAAUUUCACUGCCUAAAUGUCUGAGAAAGAAACAACACCAAUAUUUCAAGUAACUGGAAGUUUGGGAACUUUUUAUACUUUUAAGGACUGAAGAAGUGGAGAGUGUCCCAAGAAAGAAUAUAGUUUAUCAAAAAAAAAAAGGACAAAGUCUUGGUUCUGCUGUAUUAUUUUUCAUAGAUAUGGAUUCGUAUUAAAUAUGAUUUUGGUACUAAUCUUUUGAAUUACUCUUUAAUUAGAGUUAUAAAUUCCUAUAUUGGUUUUGAAUCAUGAGGCUCUCUUUUCAAAUCUAACUAUAUACUCUGACCAAUAAUGACAGUAGAAUAUUCAACACAGCCCACACAAUGAUAAAUGUUAAUAUGUCUCAGAGCUGCAUAUAGAAGAAUACUGGUUUUCAUUUUGCACUUAAUAAAUUGAGCUGCAUUCAUUAACUGCAAUUAUUGUUACGUCUACCUGACAGUUGAAACUG
Molecule: messenger RNA, 1067 nt
Organism: Sorex araneus (European shrew)
Lineage: Eukaryota; Metazoa; Chordata; Mammalia; Eulipotyphla; Soricidae
Gene: DYNLT5
Product: dynein light chain Tctex-type family member 5
Exons: 5
Coding region: 1-540 (179 amino acids)
Biological process (GO): microtubule-based movement
Cellular component (GO): cytoplasm; cytoplasmic dynein complex
Molecular function (GO): dynein intermediate chain binding
Source: RefSeq, a predicted model, not a curated record